This is a messenger RNA of Arabidopsis arenosa, 1889 nucleotides long. NCBI's taxonomy places the organism in Eukaryota, Viridiplantae, Streptophyta, Magnoliopsida, Brassicales, Brassicaceae. The record is from the annotation of a GenBank genome assembly.
AGAACUCAGAAUGGACUAAGUUUUCAAGUUUCAAUUUUUUUUCUGAAUCGAAAUCAAAUUGAGUCUCUCUAAUCUCUGGCAACCAUAAACAAAUGGUUGUUCACCGUAUAAUACCUUCCAGAAUCUCCCGCUUAAAAGACCCUCUCACUCGUUUUAAACCUCUCAAAACCUUGACAACAUCUUCAUCACCAGCUCCCGAAUCAGAACCCUCGUCGUCGUCUUCGUCUUCGUCUUCGUCUUCUGAUUCAGAUUCUUUCUUGGUGGAGAAGAUAUGUUUCAGUUUGAAGCAAGGUAAUAGUAAUGUGAGAAAUCACCUGAUUCGGUUAAACCCUUUAGCCGUCGUUGAGGUUUUGUACCGUUUCCGUAAUGAUUUAAGUUUAGGGCAAAGAUUCGUGGAUCAAUUAGGGUUCAAUUUUCCGAAUUUCAAGCAUACGUCUUUAUCUUUAAGCGCAAUGAUUCAUAUUUUGGUGAGGAGUGGAAGAUUAUCAGAUGCACAGAGUUGUGUUCUUAGGAUGAUUAGGAGGAGUGGUGUUUCUAGAGUAGAGAUUGUUAACUCCUUGGUUUCUACGUAUAGUAACUGUGGUUCGAAUGAUUCGGUUUUCGAUUUGUUGAUUAGGACGUUUGUACAAGCUAGAAAACUUAGAGAAGCAUAUGAGGCUUUUACAUUGCUGAGAAGCAAAGGUUACACGGUUUCUAUCGAUGCGUGUAAUGCUCUUAUCGGGAGCUUGGUGAGGAUUGGGUGGGUAGAAUUGGCUUGGGGUGUUUAUCAGGAGAUUUCUCGGAGUGGUGUUGGUUUCAUGGAAGAGGCGUUUGAGUUGAUGAAUGCUAUGCCGAGCAAAGGGUUUAGUCCUGGUGUUUAUACUUAUAAUACUGUGAUAAAUGGACUGUGUAAGCAUGGGAAAUAUGAGAGAGCCAAGGAAGUUUUCGUGGAGAUGUUAAGAUCUGGGUUGAGUCCUGACUCCACUACCUACAGAUCACUGCUGAUGGAGGCUUGUAAGAAGGGAGAUGCGGUCGAAACGGAAAAUAUAUUCAGUGAUAUGAGAUCUAGGGAUAUUGUUCCGGAUUUGGUUUGCUUUAGCUCAAUGAUGAGUCUUUUUACUCGGAGUGGAAAUCUCGAUAAGGCAUUAAUGUAUUUUAACAGUGUGAAGGAAGCUGGUCUGAUUCCUGACAAUGUUAUCUACACCAUUCUAAUCCAAGGUUAUUGUAGAAAAGGCCAUCUUUCUGAAGCAUUUCGAGUUUGGGAUGAAAUGAUCAGUAAAAGUAUAAAGCCAACGGUCAUGAUUUGUAACUCAAUGAUAAAGGGAUAUUGCCGUUCUGGUAAUGCCUCAGAUGGAGAAAGCUUUUUGGAGAAGAUGAUCUUGGAAGGUUUUGUGCCGGAUUGCAUCAGUUACAACACAUUGAUAUACGGUUUUGUUAAAGAAGAAAACAUGAGCAAAGCUUUUGGUUUGGUGAAGAAGAUGGAGGAGAAGAAGCAGGGAGGAUUAGUACCUGAUGUCUUUACUUACAAUUCGAUCUUACAUGGGUUUUGCAGACAAAAUCAGAUGAAAGAAGCCGAGGUUGUACUUAGGAAGAUGAUUGAAAGAGGGGUAAAUCCUGAUAGAUCAACGUAUACUUCUCUGAUCAAUGGAUUUGUUUCUCAAGAUAACUUAACCGAGGCAUUUCGGUUUCACGAUGAGAUGCUGCAGAGAGGAUUCUCUCCUGAUGAUAAAUUUUGAAUCAGUUGCUUUUGAAGUCUGUGGCUUUACUCUACUUGAGUGUCUCCAAGCUGAUCCUAGAUUGAGUUGAUAUUGAUGCUUUUUGGUCAAAGGACCAAAGAUGUGUGUCACUGCAGAAGCUCAAGGAACUUGACUUUCUUGAAUAGCAAAAUGGUCCCCGUACUUUAUAACAUU